CCAAAACGCUCUUCUUCGUCUUCGAUAGUAGCGCCGCUCCCUCCUCUGUCUCUCAGUUACUACUCCAAUGGCACCGAAGAAGGACAAAGUUCCACCACCAUCCUCAAAACCAGCGAAAUCUGGAGGCGGGAAGCAAAAGAAGAAGAAGUGGAGCAAAGGAAAGCAAAAGGAGAAAGUGAACAACAUGGUUCUCUUCGAUCAAGCAACUUACGACAAGCUUCUCUCUGAAGCUCCCAAGUUCAAACUCAUCACUCCUUCUAUCCUCUCUGACCGUCUUCGCAUCAAUGGAUCGCUUGCUAGGAAGGCCAUCAGAGAUUUGAUGGCUAAAGGAACGAUCAGGAUGGUCUCCACUCACUCUAGCCAGCAGAUUUACACUAGAGCUACCCACAACUAAGUUCCCUUUCAAUGUUUUACUUGUGUUUCUCAAGUCAGUGUCUAAAUGUUUAUCCUUUUUCUUUCUUUCAAGCUUGAGUUUGGAUUGUGCUUCUCUUAUUAUCUCAAAAAAGAUUUUAUAAGUUUUCUCCUGCCUUUCUUAGUUAAGUGUUUACAGGUAAUAGCUGUAACGAUUACACAAGUUUUAUGAUACAAAUAAGUGAUAGACUUGAUAUUUUAGGACCUGCCAAAAUCUUACAUGAUAUCUAGUAGACUAGUAUUGGUGUUUCUUGUCUAUAAGUUGUAAUGAUAACGAGGAUGGUUGUUCUGGUUUCCUACC
Eruca vesicaria subsp. sativa (arugula) is the source of this 712-nucleotide messenger RNA. The record is from the annotation of a GenBank genome assembly. Lineage: Eukaryota; Viridiplantae; Streptophyta; Magnoliopsida; Brassicales; Brassicaceae.